Messenger RNA from Arabis nemorensis, 459 nucleotides. The record is from the annotation of a GenBank genome assembly. Lineage: Eukaryota; Viridiplantae; Streptophyta; Magnoliopsida; Brassicales; Brassicaceae.
AUGGACGAUGCGACUCCAAACGCUUCCGGCGAGCGGAAACAACCGAAUUUAGUUGACACAUUCGUUGCACAAUGUGGAAAGUGCUACAAGUGGAGAUCCAUUGAGUCCCAAGAAGACUAUGAAGUGAUUCGAAGCAAAGCACUGGACAAGUCAUUUGAAUGCAAGCAUAACUGUGAAGAACCUGGAGAUGUUGAUGUGGAGGGUGAUUCCACGAGGGUAUGGUUGGUAGAUAAUCAACAUGGUUUACCCAAAACCCCUCAUGGACUCAAGAGGAUCUUGGUUCUCAGGGAAAGCUGCGAGAGAGUCGAUGUGUAUUAUGUUACACCUCAGGGAAAGAGGCUAAAGAGUCGCAAGGAAGUCGCUGGUUUUAUCAAAGACAAUAAAAGUUUCAAAGGCACACGCAUUGAAGACUUUUCUUUCGUUACGCCAAAACCGAUGAAGAAAACCAUGUUUAAGUGA